CAAGACGCGCGCUCGCGGCACGCGGGGCUCGACCCAGUUCUUCCCAUUACGCGCGUGUGGGGUUAUGUGAUCGGUUCCGGGUCGUCGCGAUCUCCGGCGCGGAUCUCGUUGGUGGGGGGGAAGAACCAUGGGCGGCGGCGGCGGCGACGGAGGGGGAGGCCUGGCGGAGGCGCAGUACGUGAACGCGAAGACGUCGGUGUGGUGGGACAUCGAGAACUGCCACGUGCCCAAGGUCUGCGACCCCCACGCGAUCGCUCAGAACAUAAGCUCCGCCCUCGCCAAGCUCAACUACAGUGGCCCCGUCUCCAUCUCCUCCUACGGCGACACCACGCGCAUCCCCGCCGCUGUCCAGCAGGCGCUCUCCAGCACCGGCAUCGCUCUCAACCACGUCCCCGCCGGUGUUAAAGAUGCGAGCGAUAAGAAGAUACUGGUGGACAUGUUGUUCUGGGCGGUGGACAAUCCUGCACCAGCUAAUUAUCUUUUGAUCUCGGGUGAUCGAGACUUUUCUAACGCUCUUCAUCAGCUGCGCAUGAGAAGGUACAACAUUCUUCUAGCGCAGCCUCAAAAGGCAUCGGCACCCUUACAGGCUGCUGCAAAGACCGUGUGGUUGUGGACCAGUCUUGUGGCCGGUGGGCCUCCAUUGACGAGCGUCAACUCACAACAGCUUGGUAACAAUGCUUUUGUUUCUUCUAGUUCGGAUACAUUACCGGUCCCAGUUUCUAAAUCUUUUCCAAUGAAGCAAUCUGGGGAUGUCCAUUGCGAAAGUUCUCACUUAGGGAACCAGAAGUUUCCCAAUAUGGGAAAGGGCAAUGAACCUAAACAUAAUAAAGGAAAAGGAAACUGGAAAAAUUCGGUUCAUCAUGGUUCAAAGAAUUCGAGUGCACCCUUUGGGUCUGGAGAUGAUCAAAACAAUUCAAGCUUUCACCAGUAUGGCGCAUCUAACUAUAGGGGUCCCAUUGGUGGAUCUGUUAUCUCUGGCAAUCAUGAUCCUUCUUGGAGCCAUAGCAACGGGCAAGGCAACUAUCAGAUUCAUUAUCCAACUCCUCCAAGGCCAGACUUUCCUGUGCAACCUGCACCCCCACAAGCGAAUUUGUAUCCGCCCUACAGUACUCCUUUUGGUAGCACUCCUAUGGUGCCUCCUAGGCCAGAUAGGCCUAGAAGUUCACAGGGUCUUCCUCCAGAUAUCAGUAAGUUAAAUAUUUCGGUUCACCCAAGCAAUGUUCAGAAUCCUCCUACUUUUCAUCAGCAGAAUGGAGAGCUAAAACAGAUGCCUAGCCUUGCCAAAAACAAGCCAUCAACCUAUCAUGACACCAUGAACAAUAGGCUUCCUCAAUGCCCUGAGUAUCCGUCCUCAUCUUCCUCUGCCCCGUCUACUCCUGAUUUUCCAAUUAAUGGUCCUUGGGGAACUCCUGGAUAUCCAAAACCUUCCGAGUACACCCAAGGUCUUAUAGGAGUUAUCUUACUCGCCUUGGACACCCUAAAGAACGAAAAGAUUAUGCCAACCGAAGCCAAUAUUAUUGAUUGCAUUCGCUAUGGAGAUCCCAAGCAUCGCAACACUGACGUGAAACAGGGCCUAGAGAGUGCCAUUGAGCAUCAAAUGAUAGUGAAGCGAAAUUUGGGCACCAUCCAAUUGUAUGUUGGUAAGAAUGAAAAAGUAUGGAAUUGUGUGAAUCCUUUGGGUGGCAAUGCAAAGGAUUAUUCUAAAGCAACAUGGAACGAGAUUCAGAAGUUCUUGACAUCAUCCGUAGGACGGUCUGCAAUUCUGGCUUCUCAGUGCAGGUAUGAAGCGGGUAUUACUAUGAAGCACAUGUGCUUGAAACAACUUGCUUUAGGUGAUGUUCUACGAAUUCUAAACUUAACACUUACAGCGAAAAGAUGGAUAGUGCACCACCAAUCAGGAUGGCAGCCUCUUAAGAUUAAUCUUCCGGAGGCCAACACCAACUCUGUGGCCAGUGACGACGGAUGGGGGAGUGGGUGGGAAUAGGCAAGGAAUGUAGGUAGUCCCGGGGGGUCUUGAGGAGCUGAGCCCCUAUUAUCCCAUCUCCACCUAGGAUUCUUGAAUUUUGAUUUUUGCCCAUCAGAUUUUUGUUUCUUCACCUUUCCUAGUCAUAGAUCCUCGAUCUGCCGUAACCAAGGGGUCGUCUUGCAUGGAAGCGUACCAUACACCGAAUGUGAAGGUGGGUCGUAUUUGGUGUAAAUGUGGUAAGUUACGAUCAUUUUGAUGACUGGUAUCUGAGAAAACCAAGGGGCGUAUCCUGGUCUAAUGAAUUGACGGAGUAGGUAAACCCUUGGAACAUGAAGCUUUGAGGUUCACAAGAUGUUGGAUAUAGAUUCCUCUGCCAUGUGCUUUACAUUUUUCCCUUAGGUGUUUUGAUUAUAGGCAUAUGAUGAUGAUGUCUUUCCAACCUACGCUGCGACAUUUUAGAACUGAGACACGUGGAACCAUUCCAUGGAUUUAAAUAUCCAUGCAACCAUAUUAUGGUGGAAGUUACUGUUGGUCUUUUCUUAUGGGGCAAGUUGGAGGUUCUUGCAAAAAGGCUCCUUGCUUCAUUGAUCUGAUGCUUAGACUGUCAAAAGAAGUCGAGAAAGAAAUGCUACUAGUUUGUUGGAAAAUGGGUCCUCUUUGAGAUGCUGCUGGAAGUUUAGUCUUUGGCUAUGGAAUUGUGGAUCCUCCAAAGUAUACGCAGCAAUGAAACUCUACAUGAUCAGUUUUUGCGAAGCUCUAUGUAAUGGAUUACAAGCUGACGGCAAUUUAUGUCCCGUUAUCACGUCACUUCAUGCGCAUAAUAUCUCACAUGAUGUCGAGAAAAGGAAGAGGAGAGAAGUUUUAAGCACAGAUAUGGAUGCCAUAAAAUCAUCUCUCUGAAGUUCGAGUGAAGUCAUUGAGCUUUUAUGUAAAGUGAAAUGUAAUUCCUGUAUUAGUAAGGUAAUAUUACUCGGUGAAACUUGUUAGUUCUUAAACUUCACUUUUCCCUUUGUGUCUGUCCAUUUUCCGGAUCUCGUUUACGGUUCUUGUCAAGCAGAUUUAACCUGAAAGGGGUGAUGUACUUGUGGAUAUAUCUUGAUGGGCCUAUUAUCUGAUAAUGAUCAUCCUGUUAGAUAAGCUGUCAUUAAUUUCUCUUCCUA
Rhodamnia argentea is the source of this 3126-nucleotide messenger RNA. RefSeq lists its product as uncharacterized. NCBI's taxonomy places the organism in Eukaryota, Viridiplantae, Streptophyta, Magnoliopsida, Myrtales, Myrtaceae. Gene Ontology annotation, molecular function: RNA nuclease activity. Gene Ontology annotation, cellular component: peroxisome. The transcript has 3 exons. The record is from RefSeq and is a predicted model, not a curated record. Gene Ontology annotation, biological process: regulation of gene expression. The coding region runs from base 128 to 1984 and encodes 618 amino acids.